Molecule: messenger RNA, 2231 nt
Organism: Copidosoma floridanum
Lineage: Eukaryota; Metazoa; Arthropoda; Insecta; Hymenoptera; Encyrtidae
Gene: L2HGDH
Product: L-2-hydroxyglutarate dehydrogenase
Molecular function (GO): (S)-2-hydroxyglutarate dehydrogenase activity
Source: RefSeq, a predicted model, not a curated record
AUGUCUAAUACAGUGGCAGACGAUCUUAAAGCGGAUCUUCAAGAAGUGAAUCGCCUCAAAACUAACAGACAGGCAGAAAUAGAACAUUAUGAAGCAGAAUUGGCGGCUUUUAAGUUAAAAUUCAAACGGCUUCGAGAAGGUAGUCAAGACAGUGGAAAUUCGGCUGUCUCGGCUCUAUACCAAGCGCUCUUGGCUUUAAGUGACCGGCUUCAAAAUCAGUCAGCCCCAGUAGCUGGAAUGCAUGAGACUAUUCGAGAAUUUUCAGGAGCUCGGGAGUUUUUGCAAGAUUACAUCCUGGAUAAAAUUUGGCUAUGCGGUGGUUUAGACUUGACCGUUGAUGAUAUUCGAGACGAGGUAGCGUCGGGUUUGUUUUCAAGAGAUUUAGCUCAGUAUGUUCUCGGAAAAAGCUAUCAAACAACCGAUGCGAUGCUACAAGACCUUGUGAGAGUUCACGGUAUUCAUGGGUGUCGGAUCGAACGCUUCGAGGCUCAGAAAGUUUCUUGGAAUCCAAGGCAAAGCGGUAAACAAGGCACAUUCAGUCAGCAGACGCCGGCGAAUGUCAACAACGCCAAUGCUGUGCCACCGUCAGAGCAACAGCGGGAAAAUAAAGGACAGUCGGAUGUUCCAGGAAAUUCAAGGAAACCUCGAAAUAAAGAAAAAGAGAACUUUGUGUGGGGCAGUGAACAAGAAAAAUCUUUUGCAUCUAUUAAAGAAAUUUUACUGAGCAAACCAGUGCUUAAAAUGUACAAUCCGAAGGUUUUCAAUACUGAAUUGCAUACCCAUGCGUCAAGCUUAGGAUUAGUUGCAAUGCUUUUGCAAGCGGACAAAGAUGGGGACUCACUUCGAUUGGUUUACGCUAUUAGUGGCUGUACUAAUGAAUGUAAGGCAAAUUGUUACGGAUUGCCAAAGUCUGGUACACAUGAAUGUUUGGAAGACAUAUCAAAUGCGCAGAUUGCUCGUUGGAUGAGCCAGAUCUCAGAAUUUGAUUUGGAAAUUAGGCAUAGGCACGGUGAAUGUAUGCAGCAUGUAGACGCGUUGUCAAGAGCCCCUGCCAAACUGUGUGUUGAAGGUCUUAGCUUAUCUUAUGAUUAUAUCUGCAAGAAUAAUAUUCCACACAAAAAAAUUGGAAAACUCAUAAUUGCUACUGAUAAACAACAAGUUUCUCAACUCCAUGAUCUUUAUCAGCGAGCAUUGGAAAACAACUGUCCUGAUGUUCAGCUUCUUGAUAAGGAAUAUAUUUCAAAUUACGAAGAAAAAUGCAAGGGAGAAAAAGCAUUGUGGUCUCCAUGGACAGGCAUUGUAAACUGGGCAGCUGUAUGUCAACAUUUUGCUAAGGAUUUCAAGGAAAUGGGUGGUCAUAUUUUUUUAAACUUUGAAGUCACAGGUUUUGCAGAAUCAAUAGAAUUGAAUGGAGAACUAAAAUCAACACCUAUUUGUGUACACUCAAAAAAUAAAUAUAUAGCUGCCAAACACGUUCUAACUUGUGGAGGUCUGUAUUCUGACCGAUUAGCAGUAAUGACUGGAUGUAGUCCAAGUCCACAUAUAGUACCGUUUCGUGGUGAAUAUCUACUACUCAAAGGCGAUAAAAAAUCCUUUAUUUCUACCAACAUUUAUCCAGUACCUGAUCCACGUUUUCCAUUUCUGGGUGUUCAUUUCACUCCAAGAGUUAAUGGAGAUGUAUGGCUGGGACCAAAUGCCGUAUUAGCAUUUGCAAGAGAAGGAUAUCAUUGGCAGGAUGUAAAUUUACAAGAUUGUAUGGAAAUGGUAACAUUUCCAGGCCUUUAUAAAUUCUGCUUUAGACAUGUGAUCCCAGGAAUCAAAGAAGCAACAAAAUCUAUUUUUUAUCAACUCUCAGUAAAAGAAUGUUCCAAGUUUGUGCCUAGCAUUACACCGAAAGAUGUAAAAAGGGGUCCAACAGGUGUGAGGGCACAGGCACUUGAUGAUGAUGGGUAUCUUGUAGAUGAUUUUGUUUUUGAUAGUGGCAUAGGGAACUUUGGUAAAAGAGUUCUCCACUGUAGAAAUGCUCCUUCCCCAGGUGCAACAAGCAGUAUGUCAAUUGCAAAGUUUAUAUCAGAUAAAUUGGAAAAAGAUUUCGUGUUUUAAUUAAUUUUUUAAUUCGAAUUUUAGGUCAUAUGUUUACAGAAAGUAAUUUCUUAGUAGCAAAUUAAACUUUUACAUACUUUUAAUUAUAAAUAAGUUUUUUCUUCAGCGACUUGUUAUUUUGAUUUUUA